Pelagomonas calceolata is the source of this 1130-nucleotide messenger RNA. The record is from the annotation of a GenBank genome assembly. Lineage: Eukaryota; Pelagophyceae; Pelagomonadales; Pelagomonadaceae.
GCCGGAGUACGCUAGCUUGCGAAAUCGCUCGGAGCGGCAGCCGUCGGUUCGGACGCAUCGCCGGAAGCUAGCAGACCCCAGCGCGAGCAGGCUGUGUGGCGCUGGGCAGCUUUUGCAGUCCCAUAGGCAGGGGGCAGCCGCGCACGCACCGCGGUACGGGCAACACCGCCUCCCCACGCCGCCGACGCGCGCGCACCGCGGUGUUCGGGAACUCCAAAGCCGCAGCGACCACAGGAGGCAGCUUGGAGUGCCUCCUCACACGCCUACCGACGCGACCCGCCGCGGGGCGGCACCGCCAAGGCACCAAAAAUGCCACUAGAGCUCCACUUCCCCCGUCUCUUGGAGGGCGGCGGCCACGCCGUCGCCCCUGGUGUCAUCCUGCCGCCGGGCAUGAAGCUGCGGAAUCCCGCCUUCCUCAAACCUCGACAUUUCCGAAGCACCCUCACCGAAACUCUACUCGUGUGGGACGUCUCGGGUGGUCAAGAUAGAAUCGCUCUAGGGAGGAAGGUCGAAGGGCUGUGGGUGAGGUGCCAGACGUUUCGCAAGUGGGCGAAAGUAGUAUACGCAGCAAAUGUCAGAAGAGCGCGAAGACUGCGAGCGUCACACAUCCGAUUCGCCGUCGCGGUGCCCUCGGGCGCGAUGAUGACGCUGAAGCUGUCACCCCUGGACCAGGUCGGCCGCGUCAAGGUCUUAAUAUCACAACGAAAGCCGGCGCUGAUGACGAAGAAACUGGCGAAGUACGUCGUGAUGCUCGACGGCGUCGCGUUAGAUGAUUGGUUGACCUGCCACGACGCGGGGGUCCGCGAGGCGUCUUCUUUAGUAGUGACGGCUCGGGCCGUCGGUACUGAUGAUGAUGUCCCGCCCCAGCCGCAUUUGGUCUCGACCGGCGCUGGUGCUUUGUCACCGAAGACCGUGCGGAUGGCGAUGAUGGCCUACGGCUCGCUAGCCACUCCCAAAAAACCGGAGGAGGAGCACAAGAUCCAUCCGGGCUGGCGUCCUCGCGCAAGGUUAGGCAGGCAGUUUCCUUCGGACUCUCCGAAAAAAGGCCCAGUCUUGGCGCCGACGUGCCCCGCGGCGCCGGACUCGCCCGAGGCCCGCGCGCGGUAGUGCGUGUAAGGGUUGUGUGUUGU